Molecule: messenger RNA, 681 nt
Organism: Marmota flaviventris (yellow-bellied marmot)
Lineage: Eukaryota; Metazoa; Chordata; Mammalia; Rodentia; Sciuridae
Source: RefSeq, a predicted model, not a curated record
AUGGAUGCCGCAAACUUUGCCGUGAGCAAAUUCGAUGAAAGGGAACUCCCUGAAGGUUUCAGAAUCGAAGCCAGCAAGACUCAACAAGAUGCCUGUAAAAUGUUCAUCGGCGGACUCUCCCGUGAUACGAGUAAGCGAGUGCUGAUCAAAUACUUAUCUCAGUUUGGCGAGAUCAUAGAUUUUGUGAUUAAAACUAAUCCAGACACUGGACUAUCCAGGGGUUUUGGUUUUGUGCUUUUCCAAGAUAGUGCCACUGUUGAAAAGGUGCUCCAAGUGAAAGAGCACCUAUUGGAUGGCAAGAAAAUAGAGCUUAAGAGAGCUAAAGCCAUGGAACCUCAAUCAUCCCCAAAAAAGGUUUUCGUGGGUGGGUUGAACCCUCGCAUGCCUGAAGAAAAAAUUAGAGAAUAUUUCGGCACAUUUGGAGAGAUCGUGAAUAUUGAGCUUCCAAUGUGCCCAAGGAAAAACCGAAGACGAGCUUUUGGCUUUAUCACAUAUACCGAUGAAAUCCCAGUGAGGAAGCUGUUAGAAACCAGAUUCCAUCGCAUUGGCUCCAGCCGGUGUGAAGUUAAGAUGGCACUUCCCAGAGAGCGUCCCCGGCCCCAGCGAAAGCCUAAGGAUGAAGCUGCCAUCAAAGAACCACUCACUCCUGGAAUGAAACGUUGCAUUAUUCAAUUGAAAUGA